Messenger RNA from Capsicum annuum, 2673 nucleotides. RefSeq names its product cytochrome c oxidase subunit 1-like. Gene Ontology annotation, molecular function: heme binding; cytochrome-c oxidase activity. The record is from RefSeq and is a predicted model, not a curated record. The transcript has a single exon. The annotation marks the transcript as partial. Gene Ontology annotation, cellular component: membrane. Gene Ontology annotation, biological process: electron transport coupled proton transport; mitochondrial electron transport, cytochrome c to oxygen. Lineage: Eukaryota; Viridiplantae; Streptophyta; Magnoliopsida; Solanales; Solanaceae.
CCUGCUCCAGAUUCCACUCUGCUCCUACAUCAAAUUCAUCCUCCUCCGUAGCUCACGUUCAUAGAGGGAGACUUCCCAAACGAAGACUCCAGGUUACUGAAACGAACACAAGGCUUUAGCAAGCCACCCAAUGUAGGAAGAAUUACCUCCCAUCCGUUCUAGCUACUCCACACUGGCCUUAAAAGCGCCUACUUUUCUUUCUUCACAGAGAUGUAUAAAGUUUGAUUAAAUUGCGUAUAGAGACAUGCUUUGUUUUGUAAAAAGGGGACAUAGACCCUUCCUCGUAGACUUGCCCCCAUUGAUUUGCCCUCGAGUAGCUGAACUAGGGGAACUCAAAACUAGCUACUAGGAAAAAAUCCCACUAUUUGAACAUCAAGCUUGUGGACAAGUUGCUUCCCUUUCUGUGCUUUUAUGCUGGCCUCUUCGACCUUUCUUGGGUUCACUAGAAAUGUCAUCAAAGCUCUCUCUUCCUAUCCGACCUAAGGCAACCAUCAAACCCUGUCGGAUACAAGUCUACUAUAAUCGGCUGAUCUGUUUACCCGAGUUAGACCGCUAGCAUCUUACCAACCAUCUUCAGUCCCUACCCUAAUAUUUCUCUAUCCCAUCACGAGCAAUCGAAUGACUUUUGGGAAAUGUGAAAGAAAUUUUCGAACCGGUUAGAGAGCUCAUUCAAGCUUGAGCCUUGUUCGGAAAAAUCCAAUCGCUCUCGCCUGAUGCCCUAUCUUUCGCCUAGGUGGAGAGGAGGCCCAUUCGACAACCAUAAUAGGCUCUAUAACUGGAUCACGCACGCUAAGAACACAGCGGAUUAGAGGGGACAAGAGGCUCCACUCAUCAAAGUGUGAGACGCAAAGAUUCUGCCUAGAAGCAAGCUACCCUCUUUGUCACUUUCAAAUCAAUAAUAACGAUGUCAUCGAUAUUCCAAUCCGAUCUUUUCUUUCUUCACCCCUACGUACGGCAGGCCCUUCUUCGACGAGUGCCCUUUCCCCAGCCUCCAAUUGUCUCAGAAGAGAAGACUAAGCUCAGACGAAUUGCAGUCCGCCCCGUCCCCUCCUUAGUGACUUUGGUCAGGAAAGGAAAUAGGGCAAUAAAUAGAGCUUCGACUUAGAAUUAGACCUUCUGUAGAUGGAACUUCAGACUUCUGGAUAGGCUUGAGAAAGCCUAGACCAAAGGUGCCUAAUAGCCUAGCCAGACUCAUCGGGUAGGGAAUCCCAUCCUCAGAGAAGCCAGUAAGCAAGCCCAAGUCCACGCAAGAAGGCCCGCUAGAUCUAUCCAAAUUCAAAGCCCAUAGAGACGAAGGCCAAAGUAUUGACUGAAGAGGGGGGCAAAGAGAUAUUCGCCUUUGACUUCUUCUCCGCCUACUGACUGCUACUCGGCUAGAUGCUCCUAUUUCUUAUUCGUAGAUCGUAGAUUAAGAUGUUAUUAGGUAAGGAAAGUCAGUCCUUUCAUUCCUUUCUGAGAAUAGAUCCCCAAUAGCUCGCAGAUGCGGAAUUCUUCUGCUACGACCCUUAGGCGAGCUAAUCAGUCUUGCUUUGCCAAAAAAUCCCUCCUCACUCCCCCUUUUUCAAUAAAUAAGCCCCGCGGGCCCCUCUUUGAUAAGGAAGGAAACGAAAUAAUCUCAAUUUUAUGACAAAUCUGGUCCGAUGGCUGUUCUCCACUAACCACAAGGAUAUAGGGACUCUUUAUUUCAUCUUCGGUGCCAUUGCUAGAGUGAUGGGCACAUGCUUCUCAGUACUGAUUCGUAUGGAAUUAGCACGACCCGGCGAUCAAAUUCUUGGUGGGAAUCAUCAACUUUAUAAUGUUUUAAUAACGGCUCACACUUUUUUAAUGAUCUUUUUUAUGGUUAUGCCGACGAUGAUAGGUGGAUCUGGUAAUUGGUCUAUUCCAAUUCUGAUAGGUGCGCCUGACAUGGCAUUUCCACGAUUAAAUAAUAUUUCAUUCUGGUUAUUGCCUCUAAGUCUCUUGCUCCUAUUAAGCUCAGCCUUAGUAGAAGUGGGUAGCGGUACUGGGUGGACGGUCUAUCCGCCCUUAAGUGGUAUUACCAGCCAUUCUGGAGGAGCAGUUGAUUUAGCAAUUUCUAGUCUUCAUCUAUCUGGUGUUUCAUCCAUUUUAGGUUCUAUUAAUUUUAUAACAACUAUCUUCAACAUGCGUGGACCUGGAAUGACUAUGCAUAGAUCACCUCUAUUUGUGUGGUCCAUUCUAGUGACAGCAUUCCCACUUUUAUUAUCACUUCCGGUACUGGCAGGGGCAAUUACCAUGUUAUUAACCGAUCGAAACUUUAAUACAACCUUUUCUGUUCCCGCUGGAGGGGGAGACCCCAUAUUAUACCAGCAUCUCUUUUGGUUCUUCGGUCAUCCAGAGGUGUAUAUUCCCAUUCUGCCUGGAUCCGGUAUCAUAAGUCAUAUCGUUUCGACUUUUUCGGGAAAACCGGUUUUCGGGUAUCUAGGCAUGGUUUAUGCCAUGAUCAGUAUAGGUGUUCUUGGAUUUCUUGUUUGGGCUCAUCAUAUGUUUACUGUGGGCUUAGACGUUGAUACCCGUGCCUACUUCACCGCAGCUACCAUGAUCAUAGCUGUCCCCACUGGAAUCAAAAUCUUUAGUUGGAUCGCUACCAUGUGGGGGGGUUCGAUACAAUACAAAACACCCAUGUUAUUUGCUGUAGGGUUCAUCUUUUUAUUC